AUGGCUGGUUAUAAAAUAAUUCUCCUAAUAAAUAAUGCAAAAUAUUAUUCUUUUAAACCUGAAAAGGAUAAAAGUGAUAAAAAUAAUGACAGUACAGAAAUGCACAAAGUUAUUCAUAAUAAAGUACUGAAUACUAUAGAUUUUCUAGAACAGUACUUUUAG
Molecule: messenger RNA, 162 nt
Organism: Cetraspora pellucida
Lineage: Eukaryota; Fungi; Glomeromycota; Glomeromycetes; Diversisporales; Gigasporaceae
Source: the annotation of a GenBank genome assembly